AUGCGUCUCUCUCCGGCAUGGUACCAGUUUCUGGUGGGCAUUUUCGCCUCGCUGGGAUCGUUCCUUUAUGGAUACGAUUUGGGUGUGAUUGCGGAGGUUAUUGCCUGUCAGUCGUUUGACGCCAAGUUUGCAGCAGAUGACACUCAGACCGGAUUGGUCGUGUCCAUGUUCACGGCAGGUGCCUUCUUCGGCUCAGCAUUUGCGGGUCCCAGCGGUGAUAUUAUCGGCAGAAGAAAGACCAUCUCUGUCGGCUGUGUAAUCUUUUGCCUGGGUGGAGGGCUCCAGACUGGAGCACAGACAGUCGCAUACUUAUACAGUGGAAGAUUCCUGGCCGGACUUGGUGUCGGUUUCCUUACCAUGAUCAUCCCGCUAUACCAGGCUGAGAUCUGCACCCCGAUAUUCGAGGUCUGGCAGGUCCCACUUGGUUUACAAGUGGCUCCCGCCGUGUUUUUGGGUCUCUUGAUCAUGUUUUUCCCAGAGUCGCCGCGCUGGCUCAUCGACCAUGGAGAGCACGAAAAGGGCCUGCAGACGCUUGCGAAGCUUCACGCGCAUGGGGAUGUGAAUGACACAUGGGUCCGUGCUGAAUACAACCAGAUCCAGGAGAGUAUCACAUUUGAGCAUGAGAACGAAGCCAAGUCAUACCUAGAGUUGUUCAAUUCUCGGUCAUCGUUCCGCCGUCUUUUCCUUUGCUGCGCGUUGCAGGCAUCCGUGCAGAUGACGGGAGUGUCAGCCAUCCAGUACUAUUCCGUGACAAUCUAUGAGCAAAUCGGAAUCAAGGGAGACGAAACAUUGCGCUACCAGGCAAUCAAUUCCGUCAUUGCCUUGGUAGCCCAGUUCCUCUGUAUGAUGUUAAUUGACCGCUUCGGUAGACGGCGCAGUCUGAUCUUCGGAAACUUGGGUAACUGUGUCACUUUCAUCAUCGCAUGCAUCCUGUUGGCAAAAUUCCCUCCCGAAGUCAACAACUCAGGGGCUCACUGGGGCUUCAUCAUCAUGACAUGGUUAUAUAAUUUCUCAUUCUCCUGCACCUGUGGUCCUCUGUCAUGGAUCAUUCCGGCAGAGGUUUUCGAUACGCGAACUCGGUCGAAGGGUGUUUCCAUCGCUACCAUGACCUCUUAUGCGUUCAACACCAUGAUUGGCCAAGUGACGCCAAUUGCAAUGCAGAAUGUCCGCUACCGGUAUUACUUCCUUUUCAUCAUCUGCAACUUCACCAACGCAAUCUUUUUCUGGCUGUUGCUGCCUGAGACGAAGAAGUUGCCGCUUGAGGAGAUGAACUACUUGUUCUCCAACUCCCCAUGGAUUGUGGUAGGAACCAAGAAGGAGGAUUACCUUCCACAUGACCUAGAGCACAAAGUUGAGGAGCAAGAAGUGAAGCAAGAGGUUUUUGCGACACACAAGGAGUGA
Aspergillus bombycis is the source of this 1401-nucleotide messenger RNA. RefSeq names its product sugar porter family MFS transporter. The record is from RefSeq and is a predicted model, not a curated record. Bases 1 to 1401 code for a protein of 466 amino acids. Gene Ontology annotation, molecular function: carbohydrate:proton symporter activity. Gene Ontology annotation, biological process: carbohydrate transport; transmembrane transport. The transcript is spliced from 8 exons. Gene Ontology annotation, cellular component: membrane. Lineage: Eukaryota; Fungi; Ascomycota; Eurotiomycetes; Eurotiales; Aspergillaceae.